Aureobasidium namibiae CBS 147.97 is the source of this 1173-nucleotide messenger RNA. Its product is annotated as mandelate racemase/muconate lactonizing enzyme family protein. Lineage: Eukaryota; Fungi; Ascomycota; Dothideomycetes; Dothideales; Saccotheciaceae. The coding region runs from base 1 to 1173 and encodes 390 amino acids. The transcript is spliced from 8 exons. The record is from RefSeq and is a predicted model, not a curated record. Gene Ontology annotation, biological process: amino acid catabolic process; D-galactonate catabolic process. Gene Ontology annotation, molecular function: galactonate dehydratase activity.
AUGGCUCCGAUCAAGACCAUUGAGUACUUCCGCGUCAAACCCCGCUGGCUGUUCGUCAAGAUAGUCGACGCAGAGGGUCAUGUUGGAUGGGGAGAAGCGACACUGGAAGGACACAGUCAAGCUGUAGAAGGCACACUAAAUGGCUACAUCACUCGUUUUGUGGGACUUGAGGCCGAAGAUAUUGAGCAUAUAUGGCAGCUUGCUUGGCGACACAGCUUCUACCGUGGUGGCCCUGUAUUCAUGAGUGCGCUUGCCGGUAUCGACAUCGCGCUCUGGGAUCUCAAGGCUCGCAAACUUGGUGUACCCAUCCAUCAGCUACUCGGAGGCAAAGUCAGGCAGAAGCUUCAGGUGUAUGCCUGGAUCGGAGGUGAUCGUCCUUCUGAUGUUGCAGAAGCUGGCAAAGAACGACUUGCCCAAGGAUUUCGUGCUGUCAAGAUGAACGCGACAGAAGAUGUGGGAUGGCUAGAUUCACCUUCCAAACUGGAUUCUGCUGUAGACAGAGUCAAGACUGUCAAGAGCUUGGGAUUAGACGUCGCUCUGGAUUUCCAUGGAAGACUUCAUAAAGCCAUGGCGAAGCAACUGGCGCACAAACUAGAAGGCUGCGAUGUUCUGUUCCUCGAAGAGCCGCUGUUGAGUGAGCAUCCCGAGGGUAUCAAACAACUCUCGAACUUGACCAGCUCGCCCAUUGCACUCGGCGAGAGAUUAUACAGUCGCUGGGACUUCAAGAGAUAUCUGGAAGGCAAGUUACGACGAAUUCUAUAUGCUUCGGUAGAUGUCCUCCAACCUGACAUUUCACAUUGUGGAGGCAUCUCUGAGUUGAGAAGAAUUGCGGCCAUGGCUGAAACUUAUGAUGUUGCCAUUGCACCACAUUGCCCCCUUGGACCCAUCGCUCUCGCAGCUUGUUUGCAAAUCGGCCUUUGCACACCCAAUCACAUGAUCCAAGAGAUGUCCAUGGGCAUGCAUUACAACACCGAGGCUGGCGAACAUGAUCUCCACAGCUAUAUACUCAAUCCAGAGAUUCUCAAGGUCAAAGAUGGAUACUUGGAUGCCCUCACUGGACCAGGUUUGGGCAUUGAGGUUGAUGAGGAGGCUGUGAGAAGAGUAGCUGCGAACACACAGCCUUGGGAGUUGCACGGAUUCGUCGGUGUGGAUGGCGGUUUGAGAGAAUGGUAA